AUGUGGGGUGGUUUGUGCAUGUGGCAUUUUGGGCUUCUGAUUUUGGGGUUAGGAUGGGUGCAUGGACAAAGCCAGACCAACUUCACAAGGCCUAUAUUCCUGUGUGGUGGUCAUUUGGUGACAGACUCAGGGUUUGUGGCUAGUGAGGGUUUCCCCUCUCAUUACAAACCAAACUCCAAAUGCACCUGGUACAUCACAGUUCCUGAAGGUCAUGCUGUGAUGCUCCAGUUCAGGAUCUUUGAUCUAGAGGCGGAUCCCACCUGCCGCUACGACUACGUGGAUGUCUAUAAUGGACACUCGUACACAGUGCAGAAACUGGGCCGCUUCUGUGGGACGUUCCGACCCGGAGCCCUCAUCUCCACCUCCAACACCAUGAUGCUGGAGAUGGCGUCUGAUGGCAGCACAGGCGGAAGAGGAUUUCUGGCUUAUUUUAGUGGGGGGAAACCACAUGUUGAUGAGAAUCAGUUCUGUGGUGGCAGACUGACGAAGCCUCAAGGUUCACUGAAGACACCGAACUGGCCAGAAUCUGAUUACCCAGCAGGCAUCAGCUGCUCUUGGCACAUAUCUGUGGAGCCCAACAUGGUGAUUGAGGUUAAGUUUGAGAAGCUGGACUUGGAAUUAGACACAUACUGUCGUUAUGACUACGUGGUCCUGUUCAACGGGGGCGAGACCGACGACUCUCGACGUAUUGGCAAAUUCUGCGGAGACAUGGUUCCAGAUGCGGUUGUGACCAAUGGAAACGAGCUGCUGGUGCACUUUGUAUCAGAUCUGAGUGUGACAGCUGCAGGCUUUAUGGCUCACUACCGGAGUGUUCCCCGUGGCUCCCACACAGCCACUGCUACCCUGGACACAGUACACAGGCCAAGAGUCAACACUUCACCUACUAAACCCACAACUCCAUCAGCAAGACCUAAGCCUACACCAAAAGCUCCCUCAAGACCACCAUCCAGACCAACUCCUAAGCCAAGAUCAAAACCUACACCCAAGCCCAAACCUGUCAGACCUACUCCCCCAACAAGAUCUGGUAGAAGAAUCACACCAAAACCUGCUGUAAAAGUGCCAGCAAAACCUACAAAGAGGCCUGCACCUAAACCCACAGUUAGACCUCAACCGAAACCAACAAGAACUACAGCAAAGCCAAAAGUAAAGCCUGUUGUCAAACCAACAACAAAGCCAAAGACCAGUCCCAUCUCAAAACCUGGGAACAAAACAACAAAAGCAGCCUCAGUGGGCAACCCACUGUGUUCCCUACCAUGCAAGAGAAUAGGCACCCUCGUGACCCGCUUCUGCCCCAGUCAUUUUGAAUGA
Messenger RNA from Sinocyclocheilus anshuiensis, 1308 nucleotides. RefSeq names its product procollagen C-endopeptidase enhancer 1-like. Gene Ontology annotation, molecular function: collagen binding; peptidase activator activity. Bases 1 to 1308 code for a protein of 435 amino acids. The transcript is spliced from 8 exons. Gene Ontology annotation, biological process: proteolysis. Lineage: Eukaryota; Metazoa; Chordata; Actinopteri; Cypriniformes; Cyprinidae. The record is from RefSeq and is a predicted model, not a curated record.